AAGCAUUCUGACUGGCUGCAUCACUGUCUGCUGUGGGGUGGGGGCUACUGCACAGGACCAAAAGAAGCUACAGAAAGUCAUAAAAUUAGUCCGCUCUAUUGAGUACUAGCCUCCAUAGUACACAAGACAUCUUUAAGGAGAAAUGCCACAGAAAGGCGAUGUCCGUUAUGAAGGACCCCCAUCACACAAGGCAUGCCCUUUCCUCAUCGUUACCAUCAGGUAGGAGGUACAGAAGCCUAAAGGUACACACUCAGCCAUUCAGAAGCAGUUUCUUCCCCUCUGUCAUACAAUUCCUAAAUGAUCAUUGAACCCUUGAAUACUACCUCACUUUUUAAAAUAUAUAUAAUUUUUGUUUAUGGGCUAUUUUUAAUCACACACACAUACAAUUACUGUAAUUGAUUUACUUUUUUAUUCUUCUUUCUAUAUUAUCAUGUAUUGCAUUGAACUGCUGCUAAGUUCACAAAUUUCACAACACACACCAGAGAUAAUAAACCUGAUUCUGAUUUUGAGGUCGUUAAACUUUUCUCUGCUACUCAUUAUUUACAGGGGCUCUGUACAAGAAGGGACAGAGCCCACUGUACUUCCUGAGAAGGCUCCCAUCAUUCAAUGUCUACAGUACUGUGCUGCAGCUGUUUUGCAACUCAAUGGUGACCAGCGUUCUAUUCUAUGCUGUAGUCUGCUGGGGCAACAGGGUAAGAGCAGCUGACACCAAGAAGAUUGCUAAGCUCGUCGGGAAGGCUGGUUCUGUUCUGGGGGUGAAACUGGAUUCCCUAGUAGUUGUAUCUGAGAGGAGGAAGCUGCAGAAGCUACGGAGCAUUGUGGACAAUCCCUCUCACGCUCUCCAUGACAUACGACACAAGCAGAGGAGCUCCUUCAGUCACAGACUGAUUCCACCAAGUUGCACCACUGAACGCCACAGGAGAUCCUUUCUCUCAGGGGCUAUAACACUUUACAACUCCUCCUCCUCCUUAAGUAUAUAAGUAUAUGGUUUCAUUGCACAUCUGUGGUUUGCAUUAUUACUUUUUAAUGCACAUUUUAUAUUCUUUUUUGUACCUCAAUGCUUACAUUUUGUAUUUUAAGACUGAGUAACCUUGCAAGAGUAGUUUCCUUUGGGAUAAAUAAAGUUUUAUCUUAUCUCAUCUUAUGAGCUGGUAGCACAAAUAAAUUUGAUCAAAUAGCAAUUAAAUAGGAAAUUAAUCUCAUGGUGGUAUAUGGUGACUCACAGAGUAUGUACUUUGAUAAUAAAUAAACAAAUUUGAUGGAAAUAAUGAGAGCAGAGGAAAGAAAACAUGGGUGUUCUUUAGGCUCUUAAAGUGUUGCAUCUCCACAGGGUAAAACUAAAACAGGAAAAUAUCAAAUGCCUGUAACAAGAAAGUGCAAAGAUGAUGGUUUUUUAAGAGACUCUUGGAUAGGUCUUGAAAGUUACUGUUUUGUGGCAGUUGUGCAGUGCAACAUCAGGUUCCUGUACCUCCUGCCUGAUGAUAGUAAUGAGAAGAGUUAAUGCUCCAGAUGGUAAAGGUCCUUAAUGAAGGAUGCCACCGACUUGAUGCACCAUCUUCUGAAGAUAUCAUCUUUGGUGCAGAAGCUUGUACCCCUGUUAGAAUUGGCUGCCUACAACCCUCUGCAACCUCUUUUGAGACAGAAUAGGUUAGAGGGAAAUAGGUAGACCCAUGCAAACUGCUCUGGGCUGAAUGGUCUCCUUCAACAUUGCAUGGAAAUUUAAAAAUAAAAGAGCACAGCAGAAAUACGUGUCUGAUCUGCUAAGAUUAAUUUGUGACUGUAGGCACUACAUUUUAGCUAUAUAUACUGUCUUUUACACCAUAGCCCCAGAGGAAAGAUGUUUUGUUUAACUCAAUACAUGUGUAUAAUGGAAUGACAGUAAACUUGGAUUUGAGCUUGAACUUGAAGCAAUUUCCAUCAUGAAAAUCAAAACCCAAAAAUUUCCUCUAACAUUUUAUAUACUGUUUUUGGAGAUUUUCUCUCUCACCAUCCCCUUUCUUUGUCCAGGAGAUUAGAUGUAGUAGCCUCAAUUUGUUGAACAUAUUCUUCAUUGUCUAAUCAAAUUUAGUCCUAUCACAGAGUUGUGCAUGUUCAUUUUGUAUAAUCCUCAACCCUUUGAUUUGUUUUAUUUUGUUCUAUUGUGGUGAAAUUAUUCAAAAUUCCUGGGCUGAUUGUUCUACCUCAAUUGUUCUAGAGCAGCCCAUGGAAAUAAAUAGUUGAAAGCAAUGAAGUUGUAACUGUGAAGUUUGUUGAGUCAGAAAAACAGGAAGUUUAGGCAUAGCUAACUGUGUGGAAUGGGUUUGCUUUCUGACAUAGGGGCCUAUCAUCUUGUUUCACAGAGUGACUUUCCUGUGCCUUCUUUCAUUGAUGAAUAAUGAGAGUGUAAGGGAAGUCACAAUAGGGAGGAUGGUGUUUGCAGUGGGAUCAAAAUUUCUGGUGGUGCUCUCAGAUCCCUUCCGUAGUUCCUUCAUUUUCCCAAUGCCAAAGUCUAUUUUAACUUUCUGUUCUUAGUAAGUUCUUCUAAAUAGAUUUUCUGUUUAGAAUUCUUCAGCUUUGAAGAAAAUUGACACCAGUGAAGAAAUACAGACCGAUUUGGAUAACAGAUGGAUCUCAGGAAAAUUUUGCAACCAGUAGGCUGUGGAGUAAUACAAUACCUAUUCAAAAUUACAUGAUCAAAUUAUAUUUCCCUUCUUCGUAGGAAUAACAUGCUCUGUGAACUUUGAUGAGUGCUAUUCACACCCCUGCUUGCAUGGAGGGACUUGCAGUGACUUGAUCAAUGGGUUUGAGUGCAUUUGCUCUGAAGGAUACGGGGGUCUGUACUGUGAGAUGAACAUUGAUGAUUGCAGUAAAGGAUUCUGUGAGAACCACUCAACCUGUGUGGAUUUGGUGGCAGACUACAUUUGUAUUUGUCCUUUGGGCUUUACAGACAAGAACUGCUCAACAGACAUUGAUGAAUGUGCUUCUGAUCCCUGCAAAAAUGGAGCAACUUGCGUGGAUAUAGUUGGCGAGUACUUCUGCAGUUGUGCACAAGGUUUUGAAAGUAAAGACUGUUCAGUGGAAAUUAGUGAAUGUCUGUCAAAUCCAUGCCACCCUGCAAACACCAUCUACUGUGAAGAUCUGGUGAAUAGUUUUCGAUGUAUUUGUCACCUCGGAUAUAUGGGACAGACCUGUGCAACUCCAGUAAAUAUCUGUAUGGUGGGAUUAUGCCAGAACAACUCACAAUGCAUAGAUGAGCCGACAGAAUUUAGAUGCCAUUGUCUUCAUGGAUUAGAAGGAGAUUUAUGUGAGGCGGAAGGUGGAGAUUGUGAGGCAGGUUCUUGCCAUGCCCUUAGCGUCUGUGAGGCUGGCUUGAACUUAUUUGCCUGUUACUGUGCACCAGGCUUUGUAGGCAAUAACUGUGAGAUUGAGGUGAAUGAAUGCCUAAGUGACCCCUGUCAGAAUGAUGGCACCUGUACUGAUCUUCUCAACUCUUUCAGCUGUGUCUGUCCUGAUGGAUUUGAAGGUAUCAACUGUGAAAUCAACAUAAAUGAAUGUCACUCGUCUCCCUGUCUCCACAAAGCAACAUGCAUCGACCUCAUUAAUAGUUAUGAAUGCAUCUGCCUGCCUGGUUUCACUGGAUUCAACUGUGCAUCUAGACCCUGUGAAGUGCCAAAUCCUUGUAAAAAUGGUGCGGUGUGUGUGGAAGAAAUGGAUCUGGACAAAAACCCCCUGGGAUUCCGCUGCACAUGUACAAGAGGUUUCACUGGUCCACGAUGUGAGAUCAACGUGAAUGAAUGCAGCUCUUCCCCCUGUCUCCAAGGAUCCUGCUAUGACAUGGUGGAUGGGUUUUACUGCCUGUGUAGCCCUGGAUUUGCUGGUGUGCGAUGUGACCAGAACAUCGAUGACUGCCUCAACAACUUGUGUGAGAACAACUCCACUUGUGUGGACCGCCAUCUGGUUAGUCUUGGCAACAUGCCUCUUCAUCUAAGAUCACAUCUUCCCAACCUUCAAUGUCAGCCUAAUCAGUAA
Mobula hypostoma (lesser devil ray) is the source of this 4008-nucleotide messenger RNA. RefSeq names its product protein eyes shut homolog. The transcript has 9 exons. The record is from RefSeq and is a predicted model, not a curated record. Bases 2827 to 4008 code for a protein of 393 amino acids. NCBI's taxonomy places the organism in Eukaryota, Metazoa, Chordata, Chondrichthyes, Myliobatiformes, Myliobatidae. Gene Ontology annotation, molecular function: calcium ion binding.